Abrus precatorius (Indian licorice) is the source of this 871-nucleotide messenger RNA. RefSeq names its product rhodanese-like domain-containing protein 14, chloroplastic. Lineage: Eukaryota; Viridiplantae; Streptophyta; Magnoliopsida; Fabales; Fabaceae. The coding region runs from base 145 to 861 and encodes 238 amino acids. Gene Ontology annotation, cellular component: chloroplast. The transcript has 6 exons. The record is from RefSeq and is a predicted model, not a curated record.
AUUUUCCAUUUACCUAACCAAUUUUUCAUUAGAAAAAUAAAGCAUAGAUUUAUAUGCUCAUCGCAACCACUUACACUCAUUAAUUCAACCAUAGACCAUUAAGUUAUAAACUUUAUAACAACACAGCAAAAUUUUCUGCUAAAAAUGGCUUCUUUUGCAUCAGUUCCCCUACAGUACUCAUCUUCAUCGUUACAAACCCAUUUGCAUUCCUCGCUCUUGGUACCUUCUUUAGAGGGUGCACACGAUUACAACUCAUGGUUGGUGAGAGUGAGAUCACAAAGAUUACACCAACCAACGCAGACCACUGCAAGAGGGCCACAACUUAAAAUUAAGAGUGCAGCAACAAAACCAGCAAAAUCACCAGCUGAAGAAGACUGGAAGGUGAAGCGAGAAUAUCUCAUUCAGAAAAGGGUAAGGAGUGUGGAAGUAAAGGAAGCUCUGCGUCUUAUGAACGAAAAUAAUUUUGUGCUACUGGAUGUAAGGCCAGAAGCAGAGUUCAAAGAGGCACAUCCUGAAGGAGCAAUGAAUGUGGAACUUUAUAGGCUAAUAAAAGAGUGGACAGCAUGGGACAUUGCUAGACGUGCUGCAUUUGCAUUUUUUGGUAUUUUUUCUGGUACAGAAGAGAACCCUGAGUUCAUUCGGACUGUUGAAGCUAAAAUAGAUAAAAAUGCAAAAAUAAUAGUGGCUUGCACAUCAGGGGGUUCUCUGAGACCAUCACAAAGUCUGCCAGAAGGUCAACAAUCAAGGUCACUUAUAGCAGCAUACUUGCUGGUCCUUAACGGUUAUGGCAAUGUCUUCCAUCUAGAAGGUGGUCUUUACAAAUGGUUGAAAGAGGGAUUACCAACUGUUUCAGAGGAGUGAAGUUAGUGCC